Molecule: messenger RNA, 5535 nt
Organism: Cetraspora pellucida
Lineage: Eukaryota; Fungi; Glomeromycota; Glomeromycetes; Diversisporales; Gigasporaceae
Source: the annotation of a GenBank genome assembly
AUGUCUAAAAAACCAGUUAACGAUUUAAUAAGUUUUUGGUCCACCAAACAAAAAGAGAAAACUACUGAACAAAUUUCAUCGCAAAAACAUUCUGAACAAUUUCCUUCGAAAUCAUGGAUCAAUAAUAAUAAUCAUUCUAGUUCGAGUUUAACAAAUAUCUCACCUUCUGUACCUACCGUGCCUACCGUGAUUGUAGAAAACUCAAAUUCCAUGAAUAAUGAAAAUGGGAAUAGUGAUAAUGAUAUUUCCAAUAGUAGUAGUCUAUCGAAUAUAAACUUUGUGAAAGAUAGCAGUCUUUCGAUAGUUGGCAUAAAAACUAUUCAAAAUCAAAAUGAUCGAGGGAGAAUGAAUUGGGAUUCUUUGCCACAAAAUACAACUACAACAGUACUUUCUCGAAAAACAUCUGUUCCACCAAAAGAUAUUUCCUUUCUCAAUAAACCAUUUAGUCCAAAGCAAAUUCAACGUGGGUCAAUGCCACGAGAGAAAAAAGUAUCAAAUUUGGUGUCUAGAUUUGAAAAUGUUACAUCUCCUCCUACUUCUCCUACUUUGUCACCGACAAAUCUAUUGAAUACAACAAAUCCGGAACAAAUAAAUUUGCCACCAACUGUACCUCUGACAGCUUUGUCAUCUACAACUUCUAUUACUGAUAAUAAUAAUAGUAACAGUUCAUAUCCCAAUAUAAAUGAUACUACAUCGAUGACGCAAAACAGUCCGGAAUCACAUAAUGUAUCAACUUCAAGUAUAGUAAUUCCAAAUAUUCUAACUGAUCCACUUUAUAUGUCAUCAUCAUCUCCGAUAGAAGCUGUUAAGAAAGGUCAUUCUAUUCAAAGUCCACCACCAAUAUCAACUCCGAUAUAUCCGAAACAAACAAUUCCUGAAACAUUACAUACGUCAUCCGCGAAGGAAAGCCCUGUUUUCCCUGCUAAACUAACUAUUAAUGAUUCAUUAUCAGACACGAACCCAUUUUCUCCAAUUAGAUCCCCCUUUAUUAAAGAUUUAUCACAAACAACGCAGUCAACUUCUUUACAUAUCUCGAUACCUGAUCCAUCGCUUGAGAAAAAGUUACCUGAUUUGCCAAAAGAUGCUACUCAAUUAUCUCCUAUAGUUUCUCCAACUCCUGUAAUUUCAUAUAGGAGAAAAACAAUUCCUAUUCAAUCCAAAAGAGAUUCAAUGAUAACUUCUCCAAUUCGAAAAAAUGUUCCUGUAUAUAUCACAAACAAUAAUAACAAAGGUUCUGAAAACAUUCUAGAUUUAUUACCGCAAACUCCUCAAAUAUCUACUUUAAACUUUGAUAUACCGGAACUUGAUCCAUUAUCAAAAGUUGGGCAUUCAUCAACUCUUAAAGAAUCUAUAUCAAUAUCUUCAUUAAAGCGUGGGUUAUCCGAUCCAACAUCAAAUACUUAUGUAUUACCAACUUUAAGUACUUCUUUGUCUAAUGAUAUAAAUUCUUGGAAAUUUCAAGACGAAUCCCCACCUAUAUUGUCUAAUAAUAUUAAUCCUAAUUCGUUAAAAUUAACUGAAAAUGAAUUUAAUCAACAAUUUGGUGUGAAAGUUGGUGUGAAAAAAUCCAAUAACCCGUUAAUGUAUAAAGUAGUCGGUCAAAAAUCAGGGAAUAAAAAGAAAUCGCUACCAUCAGUCCAAGACAGCUCGACUUAUAUAAUAGAAAUGCAAGAUACCCGUACGACAAAUGAUCAUACAAGUUUCGAAAAGAGCAAUCAACGGGGAUUACCACCAAAAUCAAAUAGCAUAAUGAGAAAACCUGUACCAACUUCUUAUUCAUCAAGUUCUAAGAAACUAAAAUUAAAAAAUAAACUACCAAAUACAUUCACUGUCACUCUAAGAAAUUCAGGAAAGUUUCACACGUAUGCUUCAUCCGAUGAUUUAAAAUCGAUAUCAUCAGAACGAACAAAACGAAAACCAUUAAAACCUGUACAAGUCCCAAAAUCUCCUUAUAAUUCCAUACGACCACAACGAAGUAUUUUAUCACCAACUAGCACAUUAAAGAAAAAUCCUUUCCUUAAACAUAUUAAAACGAAAGAUUCUGGUGAUCAUAAUUUACCAGAAUACACAUCAUCCAAAAGUAAAAUGUCAUUCAUGGUACCACAUAACCUUGCAUCUGUAGAAUACAGAAAAAAUAAUCGUUCAAUGCCAGACCUUACGGCACGUACGAGACAUAACAAAUUCAACAGAGCAUUCCGAAGAAAUAAUGUGACUGUACCAGAUUUCACUCCAGUUAUUGCUGCGAUGAAAGAUUCUAUUGAAAAAAAAAAGGAUUCUAAUAUAUCAUUUCAACCUGAUACUGAAUUAAAUCCAUCAAAAAUAACAAAAUUUAGUAUUAAUAUAUUUGAUGAAUCAGAUUCCAGUGAAGUAUUCAAACCUGGAUCACCGUGGAUAAAUUUAUCUCAUUUGGAUGAAUAUAUUAAAAGUUUACCACCCACUGAAUUUUCUGAUCCUAAAGAUUUAAUGACUCAAGAAGAAUAUGAAAAGUUUGUAAAAGAUUGUAAAUCCAAUAAAUAUUCAGAAUUUAUAUUUCCACCAAUGAAUCAAAUUCCAGAUAGUACUUCUCUAGAAGAUCUUGAAAAUAAUAAGUUUAAAAAAUCGUCAACAUUCCUAGGAAUUCAAAUGAACCAAAGAAUGCGAAAUGAUUGGUUAGAUGCUGCUAUUGAUGGUGUAAUUGCCAUAGAAGGUGUCCUUGGAACUCAAACUUCAUCAGAUAAAAUGACUAAAUUAGAAAUCGUAAGAGAUUUUUUUCAAUUUUUAACACUUGUGUUGUCAUUUGGAAAUCCUGGAAUAUUUCAAAGUUGGGUAAAAAUAUUAUUGGAUACAAUUCCCAACUUGUUUAGUUUUAAUUUGGAUCGUGUAUUUGGAAAUGGAAUAGCUUUCUUUUUGGUAUAUUGUGUUAUUGCACUUGGAGCUUUGUAUUGGUUUAGAAUGAUGACUAAAUGGGAUCCUAAUGCUGAUACUGAGGGUCUUGAAUCAUCACCAUGGAAUCUACGUCCCAAAACAAACCGACGUCAAAAUAUAGUAAUAACUUUCUUAUUAACCACCCUUUAUCUUCCAAUAUCAAAACUCUCAAUUGACGCUUUAGUAUGGGGUGACACAUUCUGGGCAAUACCAAAUCCAUAUAUUUAUAGUGAUACGCCAGAUUUUAGUUACUUCAAUAAUAUUACAGACAAUAGAGCCUUUAAUGAUUUUUGUUAUAUUACUAGUAUGAGAAAAGGUGAUUGGAAUUUUUCACCAGUAAUUAUAGGUGUUGCAUUGGUAACACUUGCACUGUUGACUUUUUGGUUCCCUAUUGCUUUAAAAAGAUUGGUUGACAAGAAUUCACCUAAAGUUGAUGAAUACAAUGAAGUUGGUGAAAAGAUUGCAAAUAUAGGUGGUGAAUAUAGAAAAUUAUUGGAAAAAGAUAUUUGCCCUUAUAAUUUUUUGUAUAAUGCAUAUAACGAAAAAUGGGUAGCCUACAAAUCUUUUAUAAUGGCCAACAAAUUUUUUAAUAUACUUUUAGUUUCAUUAAUAUCUAAAGACAAUUGUAUCUUCCGGAAUAUGCCGCGAACUCGCAUAGAAUCAAUUCGUCAAGCUUUACAAAUUGCUCUCAUGGUUUUAUUAUUGAUUAUCCAUUGGAGAAAUGAACCAUACAUUUUUGCUUCGCAAAAUUCUAGUGAAUAUUGGACACGAACUGGUUAUGUGAUCACUGCAGUUCUCGGACUGGUUGUAAUAUUAAAAGUUGGUCCAUAUCAGGGAAUCUCCAUAGGUAUCAUAAUUAUUAAUUGUAUAGUUGGAAUAGCAAUGAUAUGGUAUAUGCUUAAAGAGACAGGACCUUAUCAAAAUUUCGUAAAGAUUAUAAAGAAACGAUUAGAUUUUAGUAUCAAUAUAUACUCACCUAAUUUAGAUUUUUCUAAGCAUAUUAAACGACGUAUAUGGCAAGAGACUUGGACAACUCUAUUUUUAACUUCUGAAAAUUUUAAAAUGCCGAAAGAUAAGAUUGUAGCAUAUUCUCAAUCUCCACAUAGACCACCAUAUUUAUUAAAUUUUACAGGAAGUGUGGCAGAACGACAUGUUGAGAAUCUUAAAAUCAUAAAACAAAUUGGAAUAAGACGUUAUACUGUUUCAUUGUCCCCUUUACCUAGUUCUUUAAUAGAAUUAAGAACAAUGAUAUUAAAUAAUUUUGUAGGACCAGAUAUGUACUAUGCACCGGAAUUUUUAAACGUUAAGAUAAAAACGUGUUUUGGUAAAGCAUACGUAGUACCAUUUCCAUUUAGUGUAGUAAUGUGUUAUGAUGAAGAUGAGAGUGUAAUUGUAUUAACACAGGAAUGGGAGAUUCAAAGGUACGUGGAACAGAACGAGAAUAAGGAAGUGAAACGAAGGAGGUUGGUUAGACAAAUGAUUAGAGCUUUGGAAGGAAAGAUUAUUAUCGGUCCUUGUCGCGAGAAAGGUGAAAAAAAUAAUAAUCUUGAAGAAUACGAUAAAGCACCAAAAAAUUUCUUUGGCGUUUCAUCAGAGUCAGAAGUGCAUUAUCAUUUAGGUCUUCUCCAAAUAAGACGUAAUCAAAUAUCAACAUGGAAUAAUCAUAAUAUGAAUUCCGGAUUUGAAGUCACCAUCAUGUAUACGAACGCAUUUCAUUCUAGUACUGAUCAUGAACGAACGGUUGGCCAUGAUAUUAUCGGAAUCACACAUGAUUUUCAGAUGACAACACAACUUGAACGAUUAUUUACUGAUAACUACAAAGUUGUGUCCCAAGGUUUGGAACGGAUUCAAUCGAUAAUGCAACAAUAUAGACAGUAUUAUAAAGAUGAAGCUAUUCAAAAAGAAGAAACUUUAACAUAUGGAUUUUUCAUAAAUAUAUAUAAUAAUCCUUCAAUACCAUUGGAGACACUACCUACUUUAUUAAUGACCACUGAAACAAAUCCACAAAUUCAAGAAAUACCAGUGACCGAUUAUCCAACACUUGUUUAUUUAUAUGAAAGGAUGAGAGUAGUGAAUUUAUCAAGAGCUCAUCAAUGGUGGUACUUAUUUUGGGAAGAUCUCUGGAGAAAAAAUAAUCAAGAGAUUGAAGAAUUAAGAAAAUAUGCACAGGAUUUUUCACCAGCAUAUAGAACUAGUUUAUGUUAUAGACCGAUGACUAGGUUGGAUCUGGAAAAGUUUUUGAAAAAUCGUGGAAUUUGGAAAAACGAUGGGCGGAAUGGGUUUUUACACAGUGGAGUUUUAAAUAGGGUUUAUUUGUAUUUGAAUAACGUUGUAUUCGUACGGCAAUCUGGAUCUAAACGGAACAAUAAAAAUGAUGGAGAAAUAGUGAUAGUACCGAGAAAAUGGAGGUUAACAAAAGGAAACGUUAUUGAUGAUUAUAAUGAAUAUAAUACAUUACUUGGAAAAUUUAAGAGAAAUGUGAAGGAACGCGUGUUCAUGAUGAAUUAUUUGAUUAGGCGGAAAACAAAGUUGUCAAGAAUUAGAUCGUUCUUUGUGUUAAGCGAAAACGAUAAUGAAGAAGAUACUGAUGGUGAAAUUAAUGAUUCUAGCGAUAAUAAUGAUGAAAUUUAA